Tetrahymena thermophila SB210 is the source of this 2343-nucleotide messenger RNA. RefSeq names its product telomerase-associated protein. Lineage: Eukaryota; Ciliophora; Oligohymenophorea; Hymenostomatida; Tetrahymenidae. The transcript is spliced from 9 exons. The record is from RefSeq and is a predicted model, not a curated record.
AAUAAAUUAGCCAGUUUUUUGCAAAAUUUUCAAAAACAAAUAUCUAAAAAGAUAAAUAGAUAAAAUUUAAUUUUUUGUUUGGUAGAAAUUACUAUAAUUCUAACAAACUAAAAUAAAAAACAAUUUACAUUUUUUACUUUUAGAUAUAAAAACAAAUCAUAAAUUAAAAGAAAUUUUUCAAGAUAAAGUAAAAACUUUAAAACAAUAUUUUAAAGCCACUCCUAAAUUUUAAAAGAAAUGAAAUUAACUAAAGGUGGGUCGUAUAUACUUAAAAAAGUGGACAGAAAAUAGUUUUAUUAAGAUGAAGAAAUAGUCAUGUAAAUAAAAAAAAUACUUGGUUAAAAAACUACAGAUUGCAAACAAUACAUAAAAUGUGAGUGUAUAGAUGGUUUGGGAGAUGAAGCAUUGAUUUACUUUGAGAUGCUUGCUAAUUAAAAUCAGCAUUUACAAAAAAACGAUGUCAUAAUGAUUUAAGAUUAUUUAAAUGAUAAAACAUAAAACGACAAAAUAGUUGUUUUAGUUACAAGGUUUUAAUUUUGUAAAGCCAGUCAUGUUUAGCCUAAAACCGCCCAAAAAGAAUCCAUAUAACUAUUAAAUACUGAAAAAACAAUAAUUUAAAAGAGUAAAAUUACUAAAAAUCCAGCUGAAGAAGUUUUAAAAUUUAUAGAAGUAAACGAAAAAGAUAAUAGUUCAAACAGUGAAGAUAUGAUAAUUGAAUAGUAGAAAUAAGAAAUUAAGAAUAAUUAAAAAGAAAAACAAAGUAUAAAUGGAUUUAAUUUGGAAGAUAGCUAUUCAAAUAUUUCUGAUAUUACUAAUUUUGGAGGGAAAUCUAAUUUUAAUAUUGGAUCACUUUCUGAUUAACUUAGUAAAUAGACACUGCUAAUUUCUUAGUUGUAAGUAGGUAAAAAUAGAUUUUCUUUUAAGUUCGAAGGAAGAGUUGUAUAUAAAAGUAGUACAUUCCAGAAUUAGCAAGACUCUAAGUAUUUUUUCAUCACAGCAUAAGACGCUAAUAAUUAAGAAAUUAAUUUGUCUUUUUGGCAAAAAGUUGAUUAAAGCUAUUAAACUUUGAAAGUAGGAUAAUAUUAUUACUUUAUAGGAGGAGAAGUUAAAUAGUUCAAAAAUAAUCUAGAAUUAAAAUUUAAGUUUGGAGACUACUAAAUAAUUCCUAAAGAGACUCUUUCUGCGAAUUAUGUAUAACCUUUGGCAUUACAACCUUCAAAAUAAUUUGGAAAUGACUCAAUAGGAGACUCUGAUUAUUCUAUUCAUAAUUUAAUUGAAAAGGAGGAAAGCAUCGCUUAAAAGGGCUAUAAUGGAUAAAAGAAUAAUAAAUAUAGAUAAAAUAACAAUAAUAGCAAGCAUACACUCUUAAUAUCUGAAGUAUUAAAAACUUCUAAAUAAUAUUUAUCAGUAUUAGCAUAAGUUGUUGAUAUUCAAAGUUCAGAUAAAAAUAUAAGAUUAAAAAUAUGUGAUAAUAGCUGUAAUUAAGAACUCAAAGUAGUCAUUUUUCCAGAUUUAUGCUAUGAGUGGAGAGAUAAAUUUAGUAUAAAUAAAUGGUAUUAUUUUAAUGAGUUUGUUAGAUAAAUUUAUAAUGAUGAAGUUUAGUUGAAAAAUAACAUUCAUUCUUCAAUUAAAGAAUCUGAUGAUUAAAGAAAAGUUAUUACUUAUAAUUAAGAAUAGGGUGUUUUUAAAAAAUCAAUCUCAAUUAAUAGCAAUGAUAGUUUUGAAAUUAAGCCUAAAAUUUCAUAUAAAAACAAUUCUAACUAAGAAUAAAGGAUUUAUUCUUCAAUUGAAGAAAUAAUCUAAUAAGCAUAGGCUUCAGAAAUAGGUCAAAAAAAAGAAUUCUAUGUUUAUGGAAACUUAGUUUCAAUAUAGAUGAAAAAUAAGCUUUAUUAUUAUAGGUGUACUUGUUAGGGUAAGUCAGUCUUAAAAUAUCACGGAGAUUCAUUUUUUUGUGAAAGUUGCUAGUAGUUCAUAAAUCCUUAGGUGCAUUUGAUGCUUAGAGCAUUUGUUUAAGAUUCUACAGGGACAAUUCCUGUUAUGAUUUUCGAUCAGCAGUCAAGCCAACUUAUCAACUAAAUUGAUCCAUCAAUUCAUGUCUAAGAAGCAGGUUAAUAUGUUAAAAAUUGUAUUGAAAAUGGAUAAGAAGAAAUUAUAAGAUAGUUAUUUAGUAAAUUAGACUUUGCUAGAUUUAUAUUUGAAAUUUAAUUUGAAAAUAAAGAAUUUAAUAACGAAUAAGAGAUAGCAUACAAAGUAUUAAAAAUUGAAAAAGAAAAUAUUAAAGAAGAAUCUAAAUAUCUACUAAAAAAGUUAGAGCACUUAAUAAACAAUAAUCAAAAUAACUGA